This is a messenger RNA of Ipomoea triloba (trilobed morning glory), 390 nucleotides long. Its product is annotated as major latex allergen Hev b 5-like. Bases 1 to 390 code for a protein of 129 amino acids. The record is from RefSeq and is a predicted model, not a curated record. Lineage: Eukaryota; Viridiplantae; Streptophyta; Magnoliopsida; Solanales; Convolvulaceae. The transcript has a single exon.
AUGGGAGCCUGCGCGAGCAAGCCUAAGGAUUCGAAAAAAAACGAUGCCGCCAUCCCUGAGGCUCCUAUCACCCCCAAAAAACCCGACGUCCAAUCCACCCCCGAGGCACUUAAUAAGGAUGGAGAAGAGACAAUGAAGGAAGAGCCUCUGGUAGAUCUGUCGGAGCCAGCUCCAGAGGCUCCCAAGGCCGAGGAGGCGGCCUCAGAGACAGCCCCAGCAGCCCCCGAGAUUGUGCCCGAGCCAACCCCAAAGCCCGCGGUGGAGGAGACACCUGCCACCGCGGUUGAGGAAGACAAGGCUCCAAAGGUGGAGGAGAAGAAAGAAGCAGAAGCUGUAACUGAGGCUGCUGAGGCCAAAACUGAAGAUGAGCCCAAAGCUCCUGCAGUCUAA